GUUGGAGGGAAAAUGCAGUGGCAUGAGAAUCGAAUCCAUCGGCGCAUCGGCUUGUUUUGAAAAAUCAGUGGACGAGGUAGCUGUUUCAACGAGAGCAGUUGGGACCUGAGAGAGAAGAGACUUGUUGAUUUAUUUGUUUGCUCUAGCACUAGCAACAGAGAGGUUCCAUAGUUUGCUGUAUACCGUACUUUCGUUCUUGACGAGGGCAGGAAAGAAACAAUCUUUACGUAGAGAGGAAACGGCCAAUUUGAGGUGUUGGAGUGAAGCUACUUGUACCGAGCACAUAAUAUCAUCAGACAACAAGCUCUGGGAGAGAAACCCAGAACCGACGUUUCCUUAUCCUUGCUUUGCAGUUAGUUGUUAUCAAUCAGUGCUGCAAGAGACGACAACGGACCAUCACUUUUCUUGUGCAGGAGGACAGAAAGAUGAAAGCUGCCGACCUCGAAGAGGCGGAAAAAGUGGUCUCCAGCUCUUCUUCCACUAUGGCUGGUACCGGUACUGGAAACAUCAAUAGUGUGGAUGGUCGUUCCUGGUUAGAGACACUGUCAGCAGAAGAGUGUGCUGCUGCCAUGUCCUUUCGUGAUGUUCCUCUGGUGCGCCCUUUCGUCCUUCCAUCCUCAUCAGCUGUCUCAUCAUUAUCAUCCGCGACCACCACCCUGCUUCCAUCACCAUCCUCCCUUCCUUCCUUGGGGGUAGACCCUAACCCUAAUUUUGGUAAGUAUUUUUACUGUGCCCAUUUCAGUACCCGUUUUGUAUCGCUGAGAGCCAUGAGAAAGACUUGGUGCUUCAAUGAAGCCCAAGAUUUUCGUUCAUCGCGUGCGAAAGAGGUGGCUGUGGUGGUUUGCCGUUGUUUGUUUGUGUGUGUGUGGUCUGGGAUUGCCUGCCUCUCGAUUUUGAUUGAUUCAAUCGAUUGAAAAUACGAUAUUCAUUGAACCACAUCGACGACGACUGGAAGUGUCUUGUCUCUCUCUCAACUGAGUAAAGAGAGCAGCACACAUCAGUCUAUAUUGUCCGUCGUUGGGAUUCCUCAUUGAUCGAUCGUAUCGUCUGCCUACUGGUAGUAGAAGGAGGGCUAUAAAUUUUAUUUGUUGUCUACUGAGAAAGUGGCUUCUCAUCAUCCGAUUGCAAUUGCUGCCGCGCUUUUUCAUCUCUUGGAUCUGUUCGGCGACCUGUGCCGUGCUACAACAACAACAACAUCAACUACAUCAUCAACAACGACACAACAGCUACGUUUGACGUGAACAUGUCAGUGGACGAGAAGGAGUGGACGGAGACUCUCUCUCAUUACGGCAAAGACUCGGCUGCUGCUGCUGCUGACAACGAGAAAGAGUCGACCGCUGGAUCUGCUACGACUGCAACUGCAACGUCUGGCCUUCCCUCGGCGGAGGAGGCGCUGGUUGGCAACAACGCCGACGACAACAUCGACAACCACAACAAGGAAGAAGUAGAGGUUGUGGUAGUCCCAAAAGACAGCGCUGCUGCUGCUGCUCAUGAUGUCAAGGCGGCUGCUGCAAGUGCGUCGGAAGCCGAGGUCUUUAGAAUAGGAGGUGACGCAAAGAAGAUGAACGAAACAGCCCUGGUCAAAGCAGCGCCUAAAGCUACGACUACUAGUACUGCCUUGUCGUCGUCGACUGAUGGGACAGUCGUCGACAACACCAACAACACUACCGACGCUCUGCGAGCCGGCGGGAAAAUUGAAGCCAAUGUCAAGGAAUGGGGUGUUGUCACGUUAGAGGUUCAAGAGAUUGUCGGGAAUGUGUGUGUGGUAUUUCCUUCUGCGAUUACCUUUCCCGCAGAAGCUAGGAUGGAACCGGUCACGGGACAUGUGCCCUAUGUCACUCUACAUCCAUCCUUUAUGAAAAAGAAGGGGGCGGGAAACGCGGCCAAGGCGUUGGACAACAUCUUUAAGACCGUCUCGUCAUCGUCGUCUGGGUACUUGUUGUCGAAUGACUUUUUGGCGGAGGAAAUGGUGGACGAAAAGAUUGAUGCUGUCGAGAAGAUGUGUCUCGGCCGGUUACGGGCGUUGCUGCACCAUGCCGCCGACAACAAAGCCCAGGUACUGCUCUUCUUGAUUCUACUCGUCAGAAUUGAAGUCGCCAUUUACCUGGCAUUUCGAAAGACGAUGCAGUUCCACCACAAAAGGGACAACAACAACAACAACAACAACAACAACAGCAGCAACAACGCGGGAAACAACAAUCAUAAUUCGCCCGAUUGGACGCCUGGCAGAUUAGACUGCGACAAACUCGAGGCGCUCGUCGCACAAUUGGAAAACCUUUCCAAGCUAGCACAGACACUCGACAAGUCCAAACUCAACAGUAUCAUGUCACCUAUGAUAUCCACAGGACACUGUUCCUUAGGAGGAAACAGGACCAAAGGAUCGGAUGCAAAGGUACCACAGAACUUGCUAUUGACACCGCUACCGGCUCUGGUCAGAAUAUUCUCCACGGCAGAAGCUUCCAGCAAACAAACAUUCAAAGCAUGGGACAACGCCUGGACCAACUCGCUCCGGCGGUUCUCGGAUUAUGCAAAGUCAUACCCUGUCACCAAGGACACUACCCCCAACAAAUCGUCUCCACCAGGAUCGGAGCCAAAGACUCCAAACAACAACGAAAACACAGACUGGAUGGAUACCACAACUGCAACACCCUCUCCGACGGCGACAGCAGGGUCAAACUCGAAGAACAAAAAGAAGAGGCGCAACAAACCUCGAAAGAGGGGAAGAAAGAAUAGUACCAACGGCAAUAACGGUGCUGAUGAUGUUGCUGCUACUACUACUAAUAACAACAGCACCAAUAGUAUUGCUGAUGCUGCCACCCCAGACAAGGAUGCUACAACCACGGAAGGUAAAGGAGCAAAGCAUGGCGCAGAAGAAGCACCCGUAAAGCAGGAAGCUCCCAAGAAGAAGGGAGGGAAUCAUCAUCCGCCGAAAGAAAACAAGAAUGCCAAGGGACCUGCGGCGCAAUCCAAGAAAGCUUCGAAAGAAACGCCGCCCGCCGAAAGCCGCACCUCUGUGGCUAGUACAGCUGGCGCUGUGUCAACCGAAACGAAUGCCAAAGGGGCAGAUGCAAAGAAGGCAAAUAGUAAUAGCCCCGAUGCCAAAAAGCUUCCGUUGUCAGUCUCCGCCGAAGAAACCACAUCCACACGAACUGAAUCAACGAAACAUCAUGACGAGCUUGAGGCAGAAUCUGCCAACAAAAGGACCAGCAAGGGCAAGGGUGAUCUAUCAGGUUCUCGUGUGCAGCAGGGAGUUGUUGUCGUGGCACUGUCGACGGGCAAGGGUGCCAAACCGGCGAGCGCAGAAUCCGAGCCCGAGGGAACAAAAAAGCCUGCUUCGGCCACUGCUAAUGCUGCUGCUUCAGAGGAUCACAACGAUGACGAAUGGGAAACUGUCGUCGUAGGAAAGGGACGCGGCAACAGAAAGAAAACUGGCCGUUCGCCUGCGGCAGCGACGCACUCGCCCUCGGCAAACGCGGCAGCACCGCAAAAUCAUCAAAAUCAAAAUCACAACAGUGGCGGUGGCGGCCCGAAAAAGUCAAAAUCGAGGCGCACAAAGGAAUCCAGGAGACGGGUGGCAAACGGAAAGAUGGUUCGUGAAAUCUUGUCCUCAGUCCUUGAUGCCGUUGACGAAGAAGUGAAGAAACGUAAACAACAACAGCAAGCUCGUGUUGUCAAGAAUGUGGGCGGCAAUAAGGCACCCCCCUCUGCUUGGAAAGAACCGAACAAAAAGCUUCCCGCUGUUUCGAACAAAAAAGAUGCAAUGCGGGAUGUGGUUGCUGGAGAAGCAAACAAGAGCCCACCCACUUCCGCGAAAUCGGAAAGUGGAAGUGAAGCGAGGAACGCUGGCCAACAGGGUGCAGGACAGAAAGCACCUGGCUCGGCACGAACAGCCCAAAAGAGUGUUUCCGCCUCCCCGGCGAAAGGCACGAAGGGCCAAACAGCCGGAGCAGACCAAAACACGGCACCAACAAUUCCGGAAACUGUCUCGGCUGUUUCGGAUCCACGAAGGAGGGCACCAAACAAGGACAUCGAUAUCACUCGUAGCGAUUCUAGUUCUACAGGAACCGACGACAAUCGCAAACCAGAUCAGGCCGCCGUUCCGGUCAAAAAGAAUGCAUCACCAGCGCCCCCGCUUCCCACUCUCCUGAGCCCCGGGAAUGUAAACAGCGCGUCGUCUUCAGUUGCAUCAAGCCUGGAAGCCCCGCACGCUAGCCACGGACGCCAUCACACCUCUACUUCCAAUGAGGCUGAUGUUGGGUAUCAUCUACUUGACGUGUGCGACAGAUUGACGCGAGACAUGCACAUGUUCAUGGCGCAUAGGGCCGCAGCGCUCAGUGCUCGGAGAAGGGAGCGGGGAGCAUUGCUUGCUGCUUUGCAAGACUCCGUGUCGGCUAUUUGGACCGGCCAUUCUCACGUCGAGCUUUACGGCAGCUGUGCCACGUUGCUUGACUUGCCGUCGUCAGAUCUUGACGUUGUCGUUUGCGGUCUGGACCACAUGGAGGCUGCGAUGAACAACCAGGCUUCACCGCAGAGAACUAGUUCUUUCAGUAGCGAGAACAUGUCCCCGGACAAAAUGCCCCAUGAUCAUCAGCAACUUGGACAUCGCCAUUCGCAUCCCCAGUACGUCCCGAUGCACCUCAACGCAGAUCGUGUUAUGCGACUUGCAGCCGAGCUGGAGUUGCAGCCGUGGGCGGCACACGUGAAGGCUAUCCCCACUGCAAGCGUUCCUGUUGUAAAGGUGCUGGCGGAUCCGUCAAGGCUGCCAGGAGCCACACCUCACAGCGCUGUCGAUGGAGAGGAAUGGAUGAUGCAGCAAGCUCGGGACCCGAAUGGGGCCCCGGUUGCCAUGGCAUCCAGCGGCGAAGCUCCCCAGACGAACGGACCGCACUUUGAGGCUCCAAUGUCAACCCCUGUUUGGAGAGGUGCAGAUGUAAUCAAUGGUCUGCUCAAACUUGACAUUACGUUUGAAGGUCCCGAGCACGGUGGAAUUGGUUCCACUGAGUUUUCCGCUCGUGUCAUUCAAAAUGUUUGCGAGGAAACAGGUCUGGCAGCGGAAAGCACAGCGUUUGUUCAGGUUGUUCUUGUGGUGAAGGAGCUUCUGGCGCAGAGACGUCUGAAUGAACCCUUCUCCGGUGGUCUGAGCAGUUACGCAUUGCUUUUGCUGGUGCUGGCGGUGUUGUGUGAGAGGAAAGUCAUCAGCGAAGAGCUCGAAAGAGUGGAGAGACAACGAAGGGUCGUCGCAGCCGGCGGUGGCAACUCUGAAUUGACCGGUACACCCAACAACCAGAUGAAGCAGGCUGAAAAGGUUUCACCACAGCCAGAUCAAAGUCAAGCGAAGCCACAGCAGAAACAGGGCGGUCCUGCUGCCGUUGACUCUAAGGCAACUGCAGACAUGACUGUGUCGGGCGUUGCCACUGCCAAGAAUAACACUGGUGGCAACUCGUCGCCUAAGCCGCAGCAACAUUCAAACCAGAAUGCCAAACAACAGAAACAACCGAAGCAUCCCCACCAGAAUUCCGCAGCUCAACCGCAAGAGAAGCGAGCACAGACUGGAAACCAACAACGCGGAGGAAAGAACCAGAAAGGAACCCAACCCAAUGCCGGUCGUGGUGCCGCAGACUCGUCGUCUUCAGCGGAAAAGCCGGCGAAAACUCCUGGAAACUCUUGGGCUUCCAUAGCCAUGGGCAAGAAGAACAAGGCAGGCGCGAACUCAGCUGCGGCCGGAAAGAAUCAUAACUCACAGCAAAAGAAGUCACCUCAGCCGAACAAGCCAAGCAGUUUCGCCGACGCUGUGGCAAGGAAUGCUGGUUCCCCUCCUGUGAAGACCACGCCCCCGACGGCAACUCCACUGCAAACGCCACCAGCGUCCCAGCCACAACCGAAGCAGGGAAAUGAGGCACCAAACAAGGGUGCAAAUGCUAACUAUCAAGGAAAGAAAGCUAAACAAAAACAGAACCAGAACCAAAGCCCACCCGCCGAGGGUGAAAACCAAACAACAAAGACUGUGCCUCAAAAGACUACAAAGAAGUCCACAGAAUCUGUUGCAACUGCUAAGCAACAGAAUCGCGACGAAAGCUCCAAAGAAACUAUCACGGACGAGCCCGAAAGGAAGAUUGAAGCCGACGAGAAGACAUCAAAGUUCAACAACUACUCGUCAGAACCCGUCGAAUCACCAGCUAUUUCUUCCAACCAAUCUGUCUUUCCCCAGGGCUUUAAUGACGUCAUUGAAGUCCUGUGCUCAGGAGAGACAACUCCCGGCAAGCUGUUGAUGCAUGUUCUGCUGUUCUAUGGACAGCAUUUUGACGCACAUGCUACAGCUAUUGAUAUCUCGGGCAAGCAUCAUCGGGAGAUUGCUACUCAAUGCCCACCUUACACCCACCUCUCACCCUACAUCCAACGAAGAAGCGCUGGUAACAUUGAUCCAGUCACAGGUAUGCUGACUGUUGACCCAAUCGUUGUUUACGACCCACUCGAGGGCGCCGAGAACAACAAUGUUGCAAGACGGUGCUUCUUGUGGAGUAGUGUGAAGUGGACUUUUGCUCAAUCUUACAUGACUCUCUCGAGUGCUGUGGAACGAAAUACAACUCCACCUGGCACGCCCUCAACUGGCACAAAAAAUGAAGCGAAAGGUGCCGGUCGCACUACCGACAACAACGCAAGACAGAGCACCAACAAUAAUGCAGUGGAGGGGGCUGCUUGGAACGGGCCUUACAAUCCUACCGACAAGGAGAAUUUCUUUGAUCCUUCUUCUCCUCUGCUGGAGUUGCUGCUCUCGUUCAAAUAGAAAAAAGUAAACAAGAACCUGAAUCUUAGAUGCAUACAAUAAUGGCUACCGGCUACCUAAACUAACUUGUUGAAUUGUACUUGGCCUU
This is a messenger RNA of Seminavis robusta, 6872 nucleotides long. The record is from the annotation of a GenBank genome assembly. NCBI's taxonomy places the organism in Eukaryota, Bacillariophyta, Bacillariophyceae, Naviculales, Naviculaceae.